CUCUCUCUCUCUCUCUCUCUCCGCCGCUCCUCUCUCUCUCUCUCUCUACUCACAGUUACUCUCCUCCUCCUCCUCCUCCUUCUUCUUCUUCUUCUUCUUCUUCUUCUGUUUCUUUACUUCGUCGGUGCCGGGAUCACAUGUGCGGUGGCUACUUGAGGUCGUGGUUUCAGUUUUGGGGGUUUUCUGUUGGACUGAAGGUUUUUGCUGUUGGAGUAAAGGGCCAUGGAUUACGAUCCUCCUGAUAGCAGUGGUACAGAUGAUGAUCUUCCUCCUUCACAUCCAAAUAGAUUUCCAAGGGCGGGCUCAGCUGCUGGAAACGUGAGAUCUGAUGUUUUUGGUACUGCUCAAUUCCUUCCUAUGGAUAUGGAGAUCAAGAUCCACCACAUAGAACAAGAAGCAUAUAUUUCAGUUCUUCGGGCAUUUAAAGCACAAUCUGAAGCCAUUACUUGGGAGAAAGAAAGUUUAAUUACUGAACUUAGAAAAGAACUGAGAGUAUCUGAUGAGGAACAUAGAGAUCUUCUAUCCAGGGUUAAUGCUGAUGACAUCAUUAGGAGAAUAAGGGAGUGGAGGAAGGCAAGUGGGCUCCAACCGGGCAUGCGCGGCAAUAGCCAACUUGUUCAUCGUCACAUGUGUAGUCCUACUGUUUCAGCAUUAGGCAAGAAUCAGAAGACAUUACAAUCACUCGCUUCGUUAUCCCUGGAUGCACCAUCCCCUGAAUUGCAUCCAUCCAUGCAGCCAUUGUCAUCAGCCUUGAAGCGAGGUCCUGCUUCAGGAGCCAGAGGCAAGAAACCAACAUCAUACCCUUGUACAGGUUUCGCUGGAAGGAUCCAAAUCCAAAAGCCGGGUUUUUCAGACACCUUUGCAGUAGAUAAACCUGCAAAAGCAGCAAACUUUGAUCCAUUAAUUGGAAGGAAAGUUUGGACAAGGCGCUGUGCAGAUAAAAAAUUCUACGAGGCUGUUAUAACUGACUACAAUCCCAAUGAGGGCCGGCAUGCUCUGUUAUAUGAUAUUAAUACAGCAGAUGAAGCAUGUGAAUGGGUCAAUCUCAAAGAGAUGUCACCGCGAGACAUUCGGUGGGAUGGCGAGGAUCCCACAGUUCCUUCUAGAGGCGAACGUGGAUUUCAGAAGUCUAUGGCCCGUGGUGGUGCAGUUGGUGGUGGUGGAAGAGGUAAAGGGACGACAAAGAGUCAGUCGAAGAAAGAUUUAUAUCCAUUGCGAAAUGGAAUUGGGAGGAAGGCGGCCUUGGGUGAUAUUGAAAUACUUCAUACUGAUAUUCUAAUUAAGGAGGUGGAGAAAGUUAUGAGUGCUAGCCAACCGGAUCCUUUGGAGGUUGAGAAAGCAAAGAAAGUGCUUAAAGAGCAGGAAGAAGCCCUAGUUGAUGCAAUUGCAAGGAUUGAACAUGCUUCUCUCUGUGAAAGUGCGGAUAGAGAGCAUCAGUUCUCGCACAGGCGAUCAAUGGGGCCGGCAGAGAUGGAGAAAACAGAAGUAUAAUCAUCUGGUAGAAGGUAGAGUAGUUUGAAAGCUCAGUUGGAAACAAGAUGAAUAGAGAUGCAAGGGAAAAAGAUGAUGGUUAUGACCAUUUUGGUUAUAGCAGUAGCUAGUUUGUAGGUCAGUGUGCCUUACUGUUGAAUAAUCACCAGCCAGAGUGAAGAGCUGGUUUGUAGUACAUGUGAAUAAAGUCUAGUUUGAGUAGAGGUUUUUCAAUACGCUUUCAAUUGUAUUUUAAGUUUUUAGCAUAAUCAGGGGAAGCUGGAAAUAUGCUUGUGUAACAAAUUUUAUGCGGAACUAUUUGUGAAAAUGUAAAGAACGAAUGGUAAUGUUGGCAUU
Rhododendron vialii is the source of this 1827-nucleotide messenger RNA. Its product is annotated as protein EMSY-LIKE 3-like. The record is from RefSeq and is a predicted model, not a curated record. Lineage: Eukaryota; Viridiplantae; Streptophyta; Magnoliopsida; Ericales; Ericaceae. The coding region runs from base 223 to 1491 and encodes 422 amino acids. The transcript has 11 exons. Gene Ontology annotation, biological process: defense response to fungus. Gene Ontology annotation, cellular component: nucleus.